Molecule: messenger RNA, 1089 nt
Organism: [Torrubiella] hemipterigena
Lineage: Eukaryota; Fungi; Ascomycota; Sordariomycetes; Hypocreales; Clavicipitaceae
Source: the annotation of a GenBank genome assembly
CGCCGCGCUUUCUUGGUGGCGAUGGGCAGGUGCUAAAAAAUGCGCCGGGAGAUAUUCGGCAAAGUGGGAAUUUGUAUGGGGGAGCUGUAAUUUCUAUGCCUCUGGACCGUAACAAGUCCCCUUUGACAUCAUCAAGUUUUUUUUAAGACGUACCACCAUGGCGCACUUGAGAAUCACCCAGGCUGCCUUGCGCAGCACAAUUGCAAAAGGGUCAGCUCGCUCGUGCCAGUGUUGCUUCUCCAGCAAUGCCUUGCAGCCAAAGACCGCACGUCCCGCGAUGGCCACUUCAUCGAAUCAGAUCCGACAGCCCAUGAUGCAAAAGCGAACGAAAUAUAAGACUGUCGAACAAGCGAAGAGCCGUCAAAGCACUGGACCGUUCUCAUGGAAAGCCGGUCUCCUCUUCGUAGCGACUUGCGGUGGUUUGGUUUGGUAUUUCGAGCAUGAAAAGGAGCGCAUGCAACGACAGAGAAUUGCAGAAGCCACUAAGGGUGUUGGACGACCCAAGGUUGGUGGCGAGUUUGAGCUGGUCGACCAGAACGGCAACAAGUUUACCAGCGAGAUGAUGAAGGGCAAAUAUUCUCUGGUCUACUUCGGAUUCACGAGAUGCCCUGACAUUUGCCCUGAGGAACUCGACAAGAUGGCACGCCUUGUCGACAUUGUCGAAGCGAAGACACCCAACAACCUGAUCUCGCUAUUUAUCACUUGCGACCCCGAACGCGAUGACCCCGAGGCCAUGAAGGGAUACUUGGCUGAAUUCCACCCCAGCUUCAUUGGUUUAACUGGCACAUAUGACCAGAUUAAGGACCUUUGCAAGAAGUACCGCGUCUACUUCAGCACACCUCAGAAUGUCAAGCCUGGCCAGGAUUACCUUGUCGACCAUAGCAUUUACUUCUACCUCAUGGAUCCUGAAGGAGAUUUUGUAGAAGCCCUAGGUCGCCAGCAUUCUCCUGAAGAGGGUGCCAAGCUCAUUUUGGACCACAUGAAGGACUGGAAGAGGUAGCUUACUACCUGUAAACUUGUAUAAUAGUGUAUGAAGGAGACUGUAGAAAAUUAAUCUAGAACGACCACUCUUUUCUUUUCCAUUUUCUC